GAGACCUGUCUUCAAUGGAGCGGGUUUUAGAAUCAUGUUUGCUGACUACUAAUGCUAGCUCAAACCAGCCUCCAGCUAGUAAAAGAAUUGAAGCGUUCUCAACAAAGCAAAUUACCAGCAUAUAAUGAAGAUAAGAUUCGAGUAUGUUUGGAAGAAAUGAGAGUAUUAUAUGAUGCCAAUCAUCGUGAUGUAGCCCUUGUGUCUAACUCCUCAUCUGGCCUGUCAUCAUCAUAUGAAACAGACGACCAUAGCAAUAAAAUCCAAUCUGUUUUAGUCAGGCAUUCUAUCCUGGAACGUAAUAAACGUUGUCUUCUCGCUUAUCACCAUGCUAGAUUAAUGCGGAUCAAGGAACUACGGUGGGAAUAUGGUACUGUCUUACCUAAAGAUAUCCGUGAUGGUUUAUCGGAAGCGGAACAAGCAUGGUUUAAACACUAUUGUGGUUGUUUAGCUAAUUUCAUGCAAGCUGAUGGAUCAGAACGUGGAGGUGGUGGAAUGUUAGAUUUAACACAAUAUCGUACACCUCCAAAAUCAUUAUUCUUAGAAGUUCGUUGUCUUCAAGAUUUUGGUGAAUUCGAAACAGAAGAUGGCAGUAUUCUGCAUUUAACAAAAGGAAGCCAUCACUUAAUGUAUCGAACUGAUUGUGAAGCUUUAAUUCAUCAAGGUAUUCUCGAACAUAUAACAGAGUGAAGCGUAAUUGUUGUUGAAAUUACUUUCAAUUUUUCGAAAGAAAAUUAUACUGUAAAUAUGUAGGCUUAUCAUGUUAUUUUCACAGUUGGCACCUAAAAAUGCAUUAAACAAAA
Messenger RNA from Schistosoma turkestanicum, 800 nucleotides. NCBI's taxonomy places the organism in Eukaryota, Metazoa, Platyhelminthes, Trematoda, Strigeidida, Schistosomatidae. The record is from the annotation of a GenBank genome assembly.